This is a messenger RNA of Penicillium robsamsonii, 1986 nucleotides long. RefSeq names its product putative manganese ion homeostasis (Fr). NCBI's taxonomy places the organism in Eukaryota, Fungi, Ascomycota, Eurotiomycetes, Eurotiales, Aspergillaceae. The record is from RefSeq and is a predicted model, not a curated record. Gene Ontology annotation, biological process: GPI anchor biosynthetic process. The coding region runs from base 1 to 1986 and encodes 661 amino acids. Gene Ontology annotation, cellular component: endoplasmic reticulum. The transcript is spliced from 2 exons. Gene Ontology annotation, molecular function: hydrolase activity.
AUGACAUUCGCCUACCCACGCAACACGGGCGCCUCUUCCCUUCCCCUCUUCAACCAAAACCAGUCGUUGCAAUCACGAAAUAUCCUCAGUCGCGUGUGGGACUGCAUUCCCCCAGCAGCAAAACAAUGGCUUCCCGGGAGUCUCAGCCAGGGAAUCGAGAGAAAUCAGGAAAAUGAGGCCAUCAAGACAACUGCAAUCAACGUUGUCAAACGUAUCUUCACGAUAUCCAAUGCUAUUAUUUUACUAUGGGUGUUCUCGAUGCGAUGGGGUGAACGGACGGUCUUUGAGGACAGCAUCAAUAAAUGCCUGUGGGACAGCUGGGAGGAAUGGCCUCAAGGCGCCACGCCACACCACAUUGCCUUUAUCGCCGACCCCCAACUCGUUGAUCCCCACACUUACCCUGGUCGACCAUGGCCUCUAUCGACGUUGACGGUUAAAUACACCGACCAAUAUAUGCGACGGUCAUUUUCCUUGAUACAAGAUCACCUUGAGCCGGACUCAGUGCUGUUUCUUGGCGACCUUUUCGACGGCGGCAGAGAAUGGGCCACGGCUACCAGUAGCAGCCCCGAACAGCGGUGGAAGAAGUAUAAAGACUCCUUUUGGAAGAAGGAGUUUGCGCGAUUUAGUAAAAUAUUCGUGGACUCGUGGGUGAAAUUAGUGAAUCCGCCUGUCGAUGGACGAGGACGCAGAAUGAUUGCUAGUCUGCCCGGAAAUCAUGAUCUUGGGUUCGGUAACGGCAUCCAAGAACCCGUCCGUGAUCGAUUCGAGUCCUUCUUUGGAAACCCCAACCGUGUCGAUAUUAUUGGGAAUCAUACUUUUGUUUCGGUGGAUACUCCUUCGCUGAGCGCGAUGGACCAGCCCGAUCCAUUGACAGGCAGUUCUCCAACAGCUAGCGAUCAAAACAGUCCCCAACGCCCGAUUUGGAAAGACGCAGAUGACUUCCUGGAUAAGAUGGCUAUCCAUAAGGCGAAGGCGGAGAUGGACGAGCUGCAAAUGCUCCAAAACCAGAGUGAGACACAUAAUAUGUUCGAUUAUCGUGUUGUUGAUGCUGUCGAACCCGUCAACCACAAAAAGCCUCAGCCCGCAGGCGUCGGAUUCCCUACUAUUAUUCUCACGCACGUCCCUCUCUACCGCAAGCCAGCUACUCCCUGUGGUCCUCUCCGCGAACGCUACCCGCCAUCUUCAUUGGACGAGGAACUGGCAGAGGACGAGCCUAACUCUCUGAAAAUUUCUGGAGGCUAUCAAUACCAGAAUGUCCUCACGCAAACCAUUUCGACCGAACUGGUUUCCAAGGCAGGACCCAACGUCGUCCAGGUGUAUUCCGGCGACGACCAUGACUAUUGUGAAGUGUCCCAUCGGGAAUUCAAUGGCUCCCCCAACGAAAUCACUGUCAAGAGCAUUUCCUGGGCGAUGGGAGUCCGCCACCCAGGCUUUGUACUCACCAGUCUGUGGAAUCCAAUCGACCCCAAGACAGGCAAAGCCCUCCGGGACGGAUCACCACCCACUGUCCAAAAUCAUCUGUGUAUCCUCCCAGACCAGCUGGGAAUCUUCAUCUACUACCUCACUAUCGUAGGCGUCAGCGUCUCCAUCCUCCUCCUCCAUUCCAUCUACCGCGUCUUCUACACCCCAGAACCAUCCCCAUCCGACGCCAUUCUCCCUCUCACCGAGCGCCGCUCUCUCCCAUACCAGCACCACACCUCCGGUGCGUCCAGCUCUACCCUCUCAUCGGCGGGUGGCUUAGCCAGCCGCAAUGGCAUGACAGCCUCUCCCCGCUACCCCGGCAUUCAAUCCCCGGAAGAUGCUUAUCGGGGUACAGACGAUCACUUUGAAGCCGUUACCUCAAAGGACAAGGCUGCAUGGCGCCCCGCCUCGGCUACCCGAUCCCGUUCAACGGUAUCUCUCAUCUUGCGGGAUCUGUACCAUUCCAUCAAGUUUGUGGCGCAAGUGGUGCUGACCGUGUAUUUCAUCCUGAUCUGGCGCUGGUAG